GUAGAUUGUCUUGUUUUUCUUCCAAAAAUUGCAAAAAAAUAAAUUCCGAAAUUUAAAGGCAUACAAGAAUGGCUGAAGCCACACAUGACACUUUAGGACAUCCAGACAGAAACUGUCAUGUUCCCACGCCUUUCUUUCGUUCUCCAUUUACUGAUUUAACAGGAUCACUUCUCAACACUCAACAUUAUAGCAAGUGUGGUCCAAUAGAACUGAAAAUGAUGGAAUGUUUGGAAGCUUAUGGCAUUGAAAGAGGAAAGAAGAAAUGUGCUGAUUUAGUUGAUGAUUAUUUUGAGUGCUUUACAAUGAGAAAACAGCAGUUAAGGACAUUGAGCUAUAUUAUCAGAUUUUAUAAAGUAGCACUUGCAUCUUUUUCAAACAAUACAAUGUCUUCGGUACAAAGAGUUCAGCAAUGGGCUACUUUUGCAAGACAAUGGCAUAUCUUUGAUGCAGCUUGGCAAAAUCCAUAUGAAGCAGCACCGCUUAUUACAAAAUAUUUAAGAGGAAUGCACAAACCUAUUUGCCAUCCUUUAAACGAUUCAGGAGAUCAUGUUGUUGUUAUAAACACAGCAGAUAUUGCAUUACCUGGUGAUGAAUGGAAACAAAGAGCAUACUUUCAUCAUACUGGUUACCCAGGUGGUGCAAGUUGGACUUUGGCUUGGGAACUUCACUCGAAAGAUCCAACUAUGAUUAUUAAAAAAGCUGUUUACCGCUGUAUUGGAAUAAGUCUUCAAAGACGUCAUACUAUGCAACGUCUUCAUCUUUUUAAAGAUGCUAAUGUUCCAAAAGAGAUUUUAGAGAAUGUUACAAAUCAAAUCAGACAACAACGGCCUCGUUUAACCAGAGACAACGUAUUUAGUUUGAGGGAGAAAAAAGCUUUAAAUAUGGUCAUGGCAGAAAAUUCUAUGCACCAUUGUUACAACCGACAUGAAGGAUUUAUUCAACCAACUUUAGUUGAGAAUCGCCAUCAUUUUGAUUUCAAAUUUGAUAAUAAUAUAAUUAAAACUGAACUUAAAAAAUCGAGUUGUGUAGGAUGUGGAAGAGAGAUUCAAGAUCAAUAUAUAUUGCGAGUUGCACCGGAUCUUGAAUGGCAUGCAGCAUGUCUAAAAUGUCAGGAAUGUCAGCAAUUUUUAGACGAAAAUUGCACAUGUUUUGUUCGUGAUGGCAAAACUUACUGCAAACGCGAUUAUGUUCGAUUGUUCGGUACAAAAUGUGAUAAAUGUGGAUGUUCGUUCAGAAAAAAUGAUUUCGUUAUGAGAGCAAAAACGAAAAUCUAUCAUAUCAAAUGUUUUCGAUGCACUGCAUGUGAACGGCAAUUAAAACCAGGCGAUGAGUUUGCACUUCGUGAAGGAGGCACACUUUAUUGUAAAAACGAUCAUGAUCAAAUUGAGAGAAUGAAAAUUGAAGAAGCAUCGACACAUCAUUUGAUAGAGCUCAGCACUAACAAUCGAAAAUUGUCAGUUUCUCCAAACAAACAAAAUGUUUGCAAUAUUAAAAAUCGUGGUGCUUCAAGCGACUUUGGAUCGAUCACCGAUUCGGAAAGCGAAACAGAUUCUUUAACGUCACAUCAUCGUGAAAAAUCAUCUCACACAAUUAAUGGCAAACCAGCCCGUGUGAGAACGGUGUUAAAUGAAAAACAGCUCAGCAUGCUUCGGGCGUGUUACCAAGUAAAUUCAAGACCUGAUGCACUUGUUAAGGAACAACUUGUAGAGAUGACUGGACUUUCACCGAGAGUUGUUCGCGUUUGGUUUCAAAAUAAAAGAUGUAAAGAUAAGAAAAAAUCAUUAGAAAUGAAAUUACAAAUCCAACAAGAAAAGGAAGGAAAAAUCAGUUAUAUGAAUGGAAUCCCUCUUAUUGCUUCACCUCCUGUCAAACAUGAAUCACCAUUAAACUAUCAAGGCUACGAAGUUACCAAGUAUCAACCACCAUGGAGAACCUUCUCAGAGUUUGCGAUACAAAAUGAAUCUGACGAUUGCUUGCAAACUCCUGGGUUUCAACAUCUUGUGAAUCAACUUCACGGUUAUGAUUUGGGAGAUGAAACAAACGUAAGCAAAAGCAAUUAUCAUGAACCUGAUUGGCAUAAAAAUCGCGACAGCAUCGACUCAUAUCAAGAAAGUGAAGAAAAUCAUAAAGAAAGGAAUAAUUUGAGAUUAUUAUUGACUUAUAAAUCUCAAGUCAUUGACAAAAGAAACCCGGAAAAGAAAAACGUUAAUCAAAAUUUAUUCUAUAUGGUAAUGGCGGAGAUACAAAAAGGUGGCCCCAUGGCACACCAGCUUCCUCUGCAUAAUCAUCGCGGUGGAUUAGUUCAACCAUCUCUAGUUGUGAAUCAUCAUCACAUCGUUGAUACUGAUUGUAAUCAAAUCGGAAUUGACAUCGGCACAACAAACAUAAAAAAACAGCGAAUCUCCAAUUGCGUGGGAUGUGGAGGGCAAAUAUAUGAUCAAUACAUUCUAAGAGUAGCCCCUGAUCUCGAAUGGCAUGCAGCAUGUCUAAAAUGUCAAGAGUGUCGACAGUUCUUAGAUGAAAGUUGUACAUGCUUCGUUCGUGAUGGCAAAACUUACUGCAAACGCGAUUAUGUUCGAUUGUUCGGCACAAAAUGUGAUAAAUGUGGAUGUUCUUUCAGCAAAAAUGAUUUUGUAAUGCGAGCGAAAUCAAAAAUAUUUCAUUUGGAAUGCUUUCGAUGUACAGCUUGUUCCCGCCAUCUUAUUCCAGGCGAUGAGUUUGCACUGCGAGAUGGCAACACAUUAUUUUGUAAAAUGGAUAAUGACGCCCUUGAUAAAUUGGCACAAUCUGAAAAUGAAACAUCAGCAAUAGAUUUUCGAGAGGGAUCAACCCAAGUUGUGACGACUACAAAUAGUGCUAACAACAGUUCGGGAAGCAACAAUAAUUCUAGUGAAUUUGGCUCAAUGUCAGAAUCUGAAAGCGAGUCGGGAUCACAUAAAAAUGUUCGGGUUCGAAGCGGAAAGCCGCCAGGGUCAAAUGAUGGAAAGACGCGCGUUCGUACUGUGCUUAACGAGAAACAGUUGCAUACGCUGAGCACAUUUUUCAAUGCAAACCCUCGACCCGAUGCACUCAUGAAAGAGCAGCUUGUAGAAAUGACCGGCCUUUCACCAAGAGUCAUCCGAGUUUGGUUUCAAAACAAACGUUGUAAGCAUAAUAAGAAGACAAAUGCUCUCAAAAUUCAAAUGGAACAAGAAAAGGAGAUGAAGCAAAUUGGAUAUGGUCGUAUGCAUGGUGUUCCACUUAUCGCGACAAGUCCUGUUAGAAAUGACGAAUCACCAAUUAAUUUACAUGGCUUCGAAGUGACAUCAUUUCAACCACCAUGGAAAAUGAUUUCUGACCUUGCAAUGCAUGCAGAUUCGAAAAACAAUCAAAUGCAUCAAAUGCAUUCUCCUGCAUAUCAAGAUAUUGUAAAUCAGAUUUCCUGUCAUUUCCGAGAUGUUAGCGUUUAAGUUUUCAACAUAAUAUCUGCUGCUGUUUAUUGGUUUUCCAAGAAAACUUCAUCAAAUAAUCGUAUCUUCUUAAAUUAUAUUUGAUGGCGAUGAUGAAUUGUAACAGAACUGAUGGAUUAGGAAUUGUUUUACAAAAUAUCAAAAUAAUUAUCCAACUAGCAUCUGGAUGUGAAAAUCAUUUAAUUUGUAUAAUAUUACAAGAUGUUUGUCGUUUCUUCAUAAGAUUUAAAGACUUCAGAAAACAUUUUGAAUUCUUGAAUUAAACACACGUAAAAAUUUAAACUAAAGAAACCAAAUUUUUGUUUUGGAAAAUAAAAGAACC
Clunio marinus is the source of this 3771-nucleotide messenger RNA. The record is from the annotation of a GenBank genome assembly. Lineage: Eukaryota; Metazoa; Arthropoda; Insecta; Diptera; Chironomidae.